Molecule: messenger RNA, 945 nt
Organism: Balearica regulorum gibbericeps (East African grey crowned-crane)
Lineage: Eukaryota; Metazoa; Chordata; Aves; Gruiformes; Gruidae
Source: RefSeq, a predicted model, not a curated record
GUCUGCUGUCCUGCUCACGCCGUUUCCUGCCCUCCCGUUUGCCUCAGCACCGACUAUCCUCACCGACGUUUCUCCGGAGUCAAAGGUGAUGGAGGAGGAAAUCUUUGGGCCGGUCCUUCCCAUUCUGACCGUGAAGAGCGUGGACGAAGCCAUUGAGUUCAUCAACGGCCGGGAGAAGCCCCUUGCCCUGUAUGUCUUCUCCAACAACAAGAAGUUAAUCAAAAGAGUCAUCUCGGAAACUUCCAGUGGGGGUGUUACUGGAAAUGAUGUCAUCAUGCAUUUCUUCCUCUCAACCUUGCCCUUCGGUGGUGUUGGUAACAGUGGGAUGGGCGCCUACCACGGCAAGCACAGCUUUGAGACCUUCUCCCACCACCGUGCCUGCUUGAUCAAGGACCUGAAGAUGGAGGGUACAAACAAACUCCGGUACCCACCUGGCAGCCAGAAGAAGGUGGAUUGGGCCAAGUUCUUCCUCUUGAAGCGGUUUAACAAGGGCCGAAUUGGACUGGUCAUCUUGGCCCUGCUGGGGAUUGUGGCAGCGGUGGUGGCAAAGAAUCACCAGUCUGUGCUGAAGAGAAAAGCCCUCUUGAUUGUGCUGGCUGUGCAGAGGCUGGGCUGGCUCAGUGUGUGUUAAGGAGCAGCAGGUUUCAGAGCACUGCUGUGGCUGUCGCGGUGAGAUGGUUUACUACUGAAGAGAGGAGAAGGCGCCAUGUGCAAGUCAUACUCUGAGUGCUCGCUUUGUGUCUGUUUCCUUAAGCUGAGAAGUCAUUUUUUUCUUUUGUACUGGGUUAUUUCCAUGAGCUGUUGAGCACACAGAGUAGCCUUAGAGAGGCACUAACCACGAGAAGGCCUGACCUCCUGUUUACUAAAAAUCCAUGCUGAAACAGAGGGACCAGUGGGUACAAGCUCUCAAAAGGAGGACUGCAGAGCAAGAAAUACCAGUCCCUA